AUGGCUCUCCAAGAGGAAGGAGCUUGCAUGGGCCCACGUUGCAUCCUCAUCCUGCAGCAGGCACUGGAGCUAGGCCUGCAGCAGCAUCAGUCCCACAAAACGCUGUGGUGUGUGCAGCCUUGCCUAAAUGAUGCUUUUUCUUUAUUUGGGUCAGGUCUCGCUGCAGAAGAACUUUUUGAGAAACCAACCCUGAGCAUUGCAAAGGAAAGAAUUGUCAUCUCUCCCGGAGACAUCCUAAAAAUAAAAUGCAGGGGAGCACCUUCAGUGAGCUGGCUUUUGCGGGAGAACCAGAGAGAAGACCCUAGGAUACACAUCAAUAGUUGCCGUAAUAACACGAGGCAGAGCUGCAGCACGCUUGUCGUCAGGAAGGUCACCGCGAACGACACCGGCUACUUCACCUGCAUUCAUGACGAUUUCCCAACUAAUGAGGAUCUCAUGGCCAGAAUUUAUGUGUUUGUUAAAGACUACAGAAAUCCAUUUGUGCAGAUUUACCCAGAACAUCCUGAUAUCAUCUACAUUUUAGAUGCUAAGAAAACGGUGGUUGUCCCCUGCCGUGUUACCUCUCCAGACAUCAAACCCAAGCUUCUACAGUAUCCCUCUUCUGUAGAGAUGAACCUCAAGAGGAUGGUGUGGGACCCCACACGAGGAUUUGUGAUCCCCUCUCAUUCGUUUGUUUACUCUGGAGUACUCAAAUGCACCGCAAAUGUCAACGGAACUGUGUUCUCAUCCUACUACCUAGCACAGAGACUGGAGAGCAGAAUACAGAACCUGGAUUUGAAAGCAACUCCAAAAAAGCUGCUGGUGGGAGAUACUCUCUAUUUGGACUGCAGAGCAGAAACCUUCAUCAAUGGACGCAUUGAGUUCGCGUGGACGUGUCCUAGUGGGAGACAACCUUAUCCUAGAAGAACGAUGGACCAAAGCGACGUGGUGUAUAAAUUUAGCAGUAGCCUGACAAUUGAGAAUGUCACCAUGGAAGAUGGAGGCUCUUAUGUGUGCAGAACACUCAAUGCAACAAGGCUGGAGGCCAAUGUCACAGUCACAGUGUACGACAAACCUUUCCUUACGGUUUCCCAUAAGAAAGGGCCCUACUAUGAGAUUACAUCAGGACACAAGUCAUUGAAACUGGCAGCAAAGGUGGAUGCCUUUCCGCGUCCCAGUGUUACCUGGUACAAAGAUGGCAAACUGAUCAAGGAUAACCACACCUGCUACGAACCAGAUCCAAUGAAGUACAGACUGGGCAUAAGAGACGUGAGACCCAAGCAUGCUGGCAACUAUACAAUUGUCUUGAGCAAUGCAAAAUACGGCCUGUACAAGAACCUCACCAUGCAGCUCGUAGUGACAGAGAGACCCAAAAUCUAUGAAAAGGAGACGGAUUUUGAUAAGAUCGAGCGGGUGGAAUUAAGAAGCACACACAAAAUCCAGUGCACCGUAAGCGGGAACCCUGACCCAAAGGUCGAGUGGCAGUGGCAGCCCUGCAGCCUCAUGGAGACAGUAUGCAACCCCCAUGGGCCAAGAAUAGUGGUGGAGGAGAACAUGGAUACAGGCAACAAGAUCAGGAGCAUUGAAAACACCAUGAAGCCUGGGGAUAAAAGAAAGAUCGUGAGCACGCUAACCAUGGAGAACAGCAGCGCGUCGGGGAUCUAUUACUGCGUGGCCUCCAACAAGAUCGACACAGAGGAGAGGAGCAUCAAGUUCUAUGUUUCAGAUGUGCCCUUUGGACUGCAAACAGACCCAAAGAUUACAGCUAUUGUGGGCAAUGAUGUCCAGCUGACCUGCAGGGCCUCCAAGUACAUCUACACAAACCUGGCCUGGUACUACCCCUCCUCAGAGGUGGCUCGCAGUGACUCAGUGAUCAAGAAUAUUGACAACUACUCCAUUUCUUUGACAUUAGUCAUCAAGAAUGUCACAAGGGGCGACAGUGGCCUCUACAAGUGCAGAGUGCAGAACCAGCACAACUCCACCGACACGCUGGAGCAGCACACGCAGCUCCUCGUCAAAGCAAAGGCAGCGCCGUAUAUCAUCCAGAACCUCACAGACCUGGAGGUGAACAUCAGCGGCAAGAUCAUCCUGGAGUGCAGGGUGAGCGGAACGCCGGAGCCGCACAUCACGUGGAAGAAGAACGGCUACCCCAUCUCCGCAGCCUCGGGAAUUUCCAUGGAAAAUAAUACCCUGGUCAUCGAGCGAGUGAAAAAGGACGAUGAAGGCCUCUAUGAAUGCCAGGCAUCCAAUGACAUGGGCCAGGAAAGCACAUCAGCCUUUAUUAAAAUACAAGGUUCUGAGGAGAAAUCCAACAUUGAAGUUAUCAUUUUGGUCUGCACUGGCUUAGCAGCUACCCUCUUCUGGCUUCUUCUGACCCUUUUCAUUCGGAAGCUGAGAAAACCUGAUGCCACGGACAUUAAAACGGGAUACCUGUCAAUUAUAAUGGAUCCAGAGGAAAUGCCUCUUGAUGAGCAGUGCGACCGCCUUCCCUACGACAGCAGCAAAUGGGAGUUCCCAAGAGACAGACUGCGGCUGGGUAAAACACUGGGUCACGGUGCUUUUGGGAAGGUGGUGGAAGCGUCUGCUUUUGGCAUUGAUAAAUCUUCAACCUGCAAAACAGUUGCUGUUAAAAUGCUUAAAGAAUGUGCAACUACUAAUGAGUGCAAGGCUUUAAUGUCCGAGCUGAAGAUCCUCAUCCAUAUAGGACAUCAUCUGAAUGUCGUCAACCUGCUGGGAGCCUGCACCAAGGCUGGAGGUCCUUUGAUGGUCAUAGUAGAAUAUUGCAAAUAUGGAAAUCUGUCCAAUUACCUAAGAGGAAAGCGAGGAGAUUUCAUUGCAUACAAGUCCCAGGAAAACUCGGACCAAGCAGAGAAAAGUCUUGACGAGUCCAACAGUGAUUUAACGGAACUGAUCAAGAGGCGCCUUGAGAGCGUAGCCAGCACAGGAAGCUCUGCCAGCUCAGGAUUCAUUGAAGAUAAGAGUUACAGUGACUCGGAAGAAGAUGAAGAAGAUGCUGAGGAUUUGUACAAGCGGCCCUUGACUUUGGAGGAUCUGAUUUGCUAUAGUUUCCAAGUGGCCAAAGGCAUGGAGUUUCUUGCCUCCAGAAAAUGCAUUCAUCGGGAUUUGGCAGCAAGGAACAUCCUCCUGUCAGAAAACAACGUGGUGAAGAUCUGUGACUUUGGACUCGCCAGGGAUAUUUACAAAGACCCCGACUAUGUACGGAAAGGAGAUGCAAGGCUUCCCCUCAAAUGGAUGGCUCCGGAGGCUAUUUUUGAUAAAAUCUACACAACGCAGAGUGAUGUAUGGUCUUUUGGAGUGCUGCUGUGGGAAAUAUUUUCUUUAGGUGCCUCACCAUAUCCUGGAGUGCAGAUAGAUGAAGAUUUUUGCCGACGACUCAAAGAAGGAACCCGGAUGAGAUCUCCUGAGUACUCUACUCCAGAAGUCUACCAAACGAUGCUGGACUGCUGGCAUGGAGUGCCCACCGAGAGACCUACCUUCACUGAGCUUGUGGAGCGCUUAGGAGACCUUCUGCAGGCCAACGUACAGCAGGAUGGUAAAGACUAUAUUCCACUGAACAUCACAUUGUGCCCUGAUGGAGAAUCUAACUCCAAAACUGGCCCAGUGGAAGAAAAUUUGAACUGCAUCAACCGCUGGAGUGCAGUGGAAACUAGUAACAACAGCAAGAAGCGGCCACUGAGUGUGAAGACGUUUGAUGAGGUGCCAGUGGAAAAGGAGAAAGUGAAGCAUGAGGAGUCAGAUAGUGGGAUGGUGUUGACUUCUGAUGAGAUAAAAAGCCCAAAGCGGCUGGAAAUCCGUUCUUGGCCCUACGGAAUCAUGGCUCUAGCGCGGAGAGCUGUUAGCAAGAGCAAGGAAUCCAUAUUGUCCGACCACGAGCGCGAGGCUGUCAAGUACCAGCCAGCAGUCCAGGUUGAAGAAGACACCAUGGACUUCACACUGGAAGACUCUGUUCUCCUUCCUAUGGAUCCAAACCUGGAAUGCCACAGCCCACCUCCAGAUUACAACUCCGUCAUUCACUACUCUGCCCCUCCGGUGUAACGGGCCCGAGCUGAUCCAGGGCCUCUUGUGCCUCUCUCGACACCGCUAAAUGCUCAUAUGCCUCCGUGCCUGAGGGAAGAGGCUGGGGAGAAGGAGAAGGGAAAUCUGACGGCACACUGGUUCACGUGUUUCUUCUGGCACAUCUCUGAUGUGCACGGAAACCCUUUAGGAGCUCCCAUCUUGCUACCUUUAAAGGCCUAGUGC
Tinamus guttatus (white-throated tinamou) is the source of this 4239-nucleotide messenger RNA. Lineage: Eukaryota; Metazoa; Chordata; Aves; Tinamiformes; Tinamidae. The record is from RefSeq and is a predicted model, not a curated record.